Molecule: messenger RNA, 696 nt
Organism: Wickerhamiella sorbophila
Lineage: Eukaryota; Fungi; Ascomycota; Dipodascomycetes; Dipodascales; Trichomonascaceae
Product: 3-oxoacyl-[acyl-carrier-protein] reductase FabG
Exons: 1
Coding region: 1-696 (231 amino acids)
Molecular function (GO): oxidoreductase activity, acting on the CH-OH group of donors, NAD or NADP as acceptor
Source: RefSeq, a predicted model, not a curated record
AUGAAGUGUUUGGUAACCGGCGCUUCGCGAGGGAUUGGCUGGGCCAUUGCCCAAAAGCUUGCCCACGAGGGCCAUAGUGUUAUUUUGAGUGCAAGUAAUGCUGAUCUGUUGAACCAGCGACUCAUUGAGCUGCCCAAGGUUCUGGAUGGACAGGACCAUAGCGUUUUGCCGCUCGAUCUUGCUGACCCGGGGCUGAAAUUCGAACUGAAAGAACCCGUGGAGGCAUUUGUACAUAGUGCAGGAGUCGCCGGAAUGGGAUUACUUACGGCCUUGAGUCCUCAGAGUGUCGCAAAGACGCUGCAGGUGAAUUUGCAUGCCCCUAUUAUGUUGACCAAGGCGUUGGUUCGCCCCAUGAUGCGGCAAAAGUUCGGCAGCAUUAUCUACCUGUCUUCGUGCCUGGCCAGCAAAGGAUUGACUGGCUCAAGCGUCUACUCAGCUACCAAGGCCGGUCUCGAGGGAUUCACCAGAGCAUUGGCUCGAGAAGUCGGCAACAGGGGUAUCACCGUCAACUGCAUUGCCCCUGGGCUUACCGACACCGACAUGGGCAGGUGCGCUGAUCGGGGUUUGGCGACGGCAUCUAACGUAUUCCCUGGGUUAAUUGAUCCGGCCAGCAUUGCUGAUACGGUGAUGUUUCUGCUACAUAACCGUAACAUCACCGGCCAAACACUGCAAGUAGACAACGGGUUUACCGUAUAA